Molecule: messenger RNA, 2919 nt
Organism: Xiphophorus maculatus (southern platyfish)
Lineage: Eukaryota; Metazoa; Chordata; Actinopteri; Cyprinodontiformes; Poeciliidae
Gene: dennd6a
Product: DENN domain containing 6A
Exons: 19
Coding region: 167-1984 (605 amino acids)
Cellular component (GO): recycling endosome
Molecular function (GO): guanyl-nucleotide exchange factor activity
Source: RefSeq, a predicted model, not a curated record
GUUGUUACGUAUUGGCCCAGCUGCUUAUGCUAAAUGCUAGCUAAGUCUCUGGUUUCUGUUUUGCGGCUUUCUGUUGUCCUCCAACAGGACUCUGGGUAGAAAAACUUAAUUUAUCAGAUCGUUAACAGGCCUUGGAGCACCUGGACGUCGGCGUCGGGUCGUGGUCAUGGCUCUGCAGGGGCCGGAGGAGGUAGGGGAGCAGGUUGAAGAGCCGGAGGACCUGGACGACCAGGACGCUAGCAGCAUCUCCCCGGCCGAAGAGAUAACCCUUCCACCGGGGACGGGGGGCGACGAAGAGCCGGAGGAGGCUUUCCUCCUGCCGUGGGACCGCUUUUCCUCCUGGCUGCACUGCAUCUGUGUGGUCGGCUUCGACCUGGAGCUGGGCCAGGCGGUGGAGGUAAUUUAUCCUCAUCAUUCCAAACUGUCAGAGAAAGAGAAAACAAGCAUCUGCUACCUUUCCUUCCCAGACUCCAACUCAGGUUGCCUUGGCGACACGCAGUUCUGCUUCCGCUUUCGACAGGGAUCCAACAGGAAGUCGUCCCUUGGGUGUUUCCUGGAAAACACGGAUCGAGACGCGCCGCCCUGCCUGAAGCGGGAACAAGGCCAUUACUACGGCUAUGUGUAUUUUCGUCAGGUUCGAGACAAAUCCCUGAAGAGAGGAUACUUCCAGAAGUCCCUGGUUCUGAUCAGUAAGCUGCCGUAUGUGACCUUCUUCCACUCGCUGCUGAAGAUCAUGGCUCCGGAGUACUUUGAGAAACAGGAGCCGUGCCUGGAGGCCGCUUGUAACGACAUCGACCGCUGGCCGACGCCGCAUCCUGGACGAGUCCUGACUCUGCCGAUCAUGGGUGUCGUCAUUAAGGUUCGCAUCCCAACCUGUUACGAUAAACCAGGAACCUCCCAGUUGGUCCAGUCAGCCCAGGGUGACAGUUUGGUUUCAAUCAUUCUCCCAACGAUCCAUGAAGUCGACUUGUUCAGGUGCUUCUACCCGGUCUUCUUCCACAUCCAGAUGCUUUGGGAGUUGGUGUUGCUAGGGGAGGCCCUGGUCGUCAUGGCGCCGUCGCCCGCUGAGUCGUCAGAAACCGUGCUGGCGUUGGUCAGCUGUGUCUCUCCGCUGCGUUACUGCAGCGACUUCAGGCCGUACUUCACCAUCCAUGACAGCGAGUUUAAGGAGUACACGACCCGGACGCAGGCUCCGCCGUCCGUCAUUCUGGGAGUGACCAAUCCCUUCUUUGCAAAGACUCUGCAGCACUGGCCGCACAUCAUCCGCAUCGGAGACAUGAAGCAAGCAGGAGAAGUGGCCAAGCAGAUGAAGGUGAAGAAACUGAAAAACCUGAAAACUCUGGACUCCAAACCUGGUGUGUACACUGCCUACAAGCCAUAUCUCAGCAAAGAUGAAGAAAUCAUCAAGCAGCUCCAGAAGGGCGUCCAACAGAAGAGACCGUCGGCGGCUCAAAAUGCGAUUCUUCGACGGUACUUUUUAGAGCUGACUCAGAGCUUCAUCAUUCCUCUGGAGCGAUACGUGGCCAGCCUCAUGCCUCUGCAGAAGUCCAUCAGUCCUUGGAAGAGUCCGCCUCAGCUCCGGCCUUUUGUCCAGCCUGACUUCAUGAAGACUCUGGAGAAAGCAGGACCGCAGCUCACCUCCAGGCUCAAAGGAGACUGGAUAGGACUGUACAGGCAUUUUCUAAAGUCUCCCAACUUUGACGGCUGGUUCCGGAGCAGGAAAAGAGAAAUGACUCAGAAACUGGAGGCUCUCCACCUGGAGGCUCUGUGUGAGGAGGACCUUCAGCAGCGGAUCCAGAAGCACACAGAGGUGGAGGCGGUAGAUCUGGUUCUGAAGCUCAAAGACAAACUGAGCCAGGCGGAGCGGGAGCAGCUCCCGGUCCGGCCGGGCACUCUGUCCAAACUCAGAGCCCACAUCCAGGCCGUCAUCCUGGCCUUACCAGAGGACCUGCAGGGCAUCCUCCACAAGCCGCCCACAUCCUGAGAGCGGACCGAGGCCCAGCUGGAGGCCUGCUCGGCUCAAACACGGCCUGGGGAAUCAUGCGGUCUGGACUGGCCUGGAGCUGCCAGAUGAAGCGUUUUGUUUGGGAAAUGAAGGAGAGCUGAUCACGUUCCCACAUAGUCCACUACUAAUCCUGACCCUGUGGGGAGUAGCGGACAGGAAAACUGACUCAACAUUUUUACUUCUGAACAUCUUCGGUUCUUAUUUUUGAACCAGGCUUCAGAGUUUUCAUCCAUUUUUUUUUUCUUUAAAGAAAGUGCCCAACACACUCGCAUGCCCUCACACACACUCAGACUUAUGCAAACAAACUGAACCGAGCAGAGCCAAGCAGUGCAUUAUAUUUAUAUUUCACAGAAAUGUUCUUUAUUGAAACACAAACAGCAUUCAGAACCAGCAACCUGCUCUAAUCCUGCUGCUGUGAAGCGUUGCUCAGGAGCCACGACACCACUACCAGUCUCGCAUCUCUCUGCAUUGGGUAGCUCACCGUCUCUGCAACAUGCAUGGUGAAAAUUUUAUUUGUUUUUGUCUGAACGCUGAAUUUGUGUCCAUUUUUAACUGAGCUCAGUGUUGAAGAAGCAACAGUGGUGCAUUUAAAACCUCAAAAAUACAAUUUUUAGUGCAAAUAUAUUAGUUCACCUGAAAGAAGACAAAACUAACUUACAAGAAACUUUUCAGCAAGACAUGAGCUUAUUUUCUGCAGUUAAUUCUUGAAAAUCGAUUUUUAAAAAGUAGUAGUUCCACUAGAUUAUUUUACUUAUAACAAGACGUUUUACCACGUUAUAAGAUAAAUAAACAUACAUUUUAUGUAACUAUAUUCUUAAUACAAGUUCCUGUAUCUUGUUGCUUGUAAAUUAGUUUAGUUUUUACCAAGAUAUUUUGUGUUUUUGCAGUGAACCCAGUGACCACACUCCAAAAAC